Messenger RNA from Zerene cesonia (dogface butterfly), 3653 nucleotides. RefSeq names its product prolyl 3-hydroxylase sudestada1 (gene sud1). Gene Ontology annotation, cellular component: cytoplasm. NCBI's taxonomy places the organism in Eukaryota, Metazoa, Arthropoda, Insecta, Lepidoptera, Pieridae. Gene Ontology annotation, molecular function: iron ion binding; L-ascorbic acid binding; peptidyl-proline dioxygenase activity. The coding region runs from base 124 to 1980 and encodes 618 amino acids. The transcript has 10 exons. Gene Ontology annotation, biological process: regulation of translational termination; peptidyl-proline hydroxylation. The record is from RefSeq and is a predicted model, not a curated record.
GUAUGCUAGCAACGUUUUUAAUAACGUCAAUACAUUAUUUUUGAGGUUAGGCGUCGCUUGGAAAUUCGUAUUAGUUUAAAAUUUUGUUUUCCUUAGUGUAUUAUGUAGUAUUGUUAUGACAAUAUGAGUUCGCCUAGAAACGACAGUGAGGAGCCGUCUUCCAGCUCUACAGAGAAGCGGUGUAUUGAGAAUGAUGCUAAUGACGCCGGCGCGUCGGGACAGCAGCAAGCCGCAAAGCGACGUCUUUCGAAUACUGUAAUAGAAAUAUCUGAUACAGAAAGUGAUGAUUCUGACGUGUGUGCAGUUAAUUCUUACCAGGCUUCUGCUGAUGAAGUCAAACGGAUUCGAAGAGACUACACAUCAUCAUCGUCGUCAUCAUCUGACUAUAGUUCAGACUCUGAGUCCCCAUGGGAGGAUGACUCUAUUGUAGUUCAGGAUAGGUAUGAAACCAAAGCAAAAAAGGCACAUCUAAAUCCCAGAGCAAAUAGAAUGGAUGACCCUAAUAUUAAUCCUGCAUUGAAGGAACAAGAUGUAAUAGAAAGGCUCACAACACAUUGGAGUGAGGACAAAGACCACACCAGUGAAGAGGUGACCCUAAUGUGUAAACCUUUCAAGUUAUGCCAAUUACACAACUUCCUAGCUAAUCCUGAGAUUAUUAAUAACAUUGUGGAUGAUAUGAACACAUUAGAUUGGACGAGAAAAAAGAUGGACUUAUAUGAGUUUCACCAAACAACAGAUCUUGCUAAUCUCACUUGGCAGCGGAGUAUAAGAGGCAUUUAUGAGCUGUUGAAGACUGAAUUAAAAAGUUGGGUGUCUCAAGUGACAGGCAUAGAACUGGAAGGUGUGUCAGCGUCAUGUUCACUGUACGGCCCGGGUGACCACCUGCUCAUCCACGACGACCGGCUGACCGACCGGCGUGUGGCCUUCAUUCUCUACCUCGCACCCUGGCAGCCUCCACACAGAUAUCACUUGUUCCAGAAUGGAGGCGAUGAUACUAAUCACAAGGGCGCGAGGGGGGCGAAGGGCGCGUGGGGCGGGUGGAGCGGGUGGAGCCGCGCGAUGGGCGGCGCGCUGGAGCUGUUCGCGCGCGACGCGGCCGGCGCGCCCGCCGACGUCGCCCGCCGCGUCUACCCCGCCAACAACAUGCUGGCCUUCUUCCAGGUCGGCAAGGACUCUUUUCAUCAGGUGGGCGAGGUGUUGUCCAUGGAGCUGCCGCGGCUGUCGAUCAACGGCUGGUUCCACGGGCCCGCGCCGCCGCCCGAGCGCCCGCUGCCCGACUCCUUCCCCAAGCUGCGCCUGCACUCCAAACUCGUGGUGCUGCAGCAGUGGGUGGAGAGCACGUACAUGUCGACGCGCGUGCGCGCGCAGGUGCAGGCGCAGAUGGAGCGCGCCAGCGAGGUGUGCCUGCGCGCGCUGCUGCAGCCCGCGCGCGCGCACGCGCUGCUGGCCGCGCUCGCCGCGCCCGACGUGCCGUGGGAGCCGUGCGACGGGCGGCACCAGCGGCGCUACGAGCGCGUGUCGCCCGCCUGGCUCCCGGCGCUGGGGGAGGGGCACCCGGUGCGCGCGCUGGCGCGGCUGGCCAGCUCCACGGCGUGGGCGCGCCUGCUGGCCGACUGCACCGACCUGGCGCUCGUGUCCUACUGCCGCCUUGAGCUGCAGCGCUGGAAGCGGGGCGACUUCACCCUGCUCCCGACGCGAGAGCAGUACCAGGAGCCGCGGCUGGAGGCGGUGCUGUACCUGGGCGUGCCGGAGCACCCCAUCUGCGGCGGGCAGACCGUGUACGUGGCGCCCGAGGAGGCGGAGGGCGAGGGCGCGGCGGGCGAGACGGGCGAAGCCCUGGUCACGGUGCCGCCCGUGCACAACGCGCUCAACCUGGUGUACUGCGACGCGGGCGCCGCCUCCUUCACCAAGUACCUCAGCAAGCUCACCAUGCGCGAGAACGAAAGGUUCUACAUCCUGACGUGCACGUACAGCGAGUGACGGCGGCGCGGCGCCCGCGCGGGCGGGGCUCCGCCCCCGGGCAGCGGGUAGUGCAUUGUGACUGUAAUGUGGUCGGCACCACUCUGUGGUCGUACUGUGUAUAUAGUUUGACUGUGUAACAAAUAAAUAUAGAUAAUACAGUGUUGGGACGUUUGUUUACAUCACAGUAGCCGUAGGGAAGACUUGCGUACUCUUCGUUACUUGAGCCGAUAUUUAGUGCAGGGUAUGUAAGUCGGCAGUGAUUGUUUAUAAUUUUCACCGAUUGUUUUAUUAUACUUAAGUUUGAGGAAUAAAUGAUUGAAAUGAAGUGAGACGAAUGCUUCGUUAAUGUCAUUAACGUUUGUUAUGACUUAUUGUAUACACAGGGUGAAUGCUAAGUUUAUUAUGAUAAAGAAUUCAAGAGAAAAUUAUACUAUGAUAUUUUUAGUGUAAUAGCAUUAAUUUGCUUUAUAAAUAUCAAAUACUUUAAUAACAGAAAAAAUCGAUUUUGAAGCGGGACUCGAACCCGCGUCUUGUAUUACCAUGCCUCUCGGCCACCCAAUUACCUAAUUAAGAAAAAUUAUAGUGAUUUACCAAACUUUAUUAAAAUAAUAAUUCUUCAAACAUCGCCUAUUAGCAGAAUCAACAAGAGUUUACUUAGACACCAAAUCUAUAAUUUCAAUAUUUUAUCAAACAUUGUAAUUAUGUUUUACUAUGGUUUGUUCAGGGCCUGAGCUGGUCUCGUUUCAGUGUCUUUUAAAAUUAAUUAAAUAAUAUUUGAUAAUCUUUUUGUAAUCAUAUUAUUAUCGCUAACCAAAAUAGAAUUAAAAUUGUCUUUUUAUGAAUAUUCUAUUUAUUUUAAAAUUUAUUAUUUACCGUAUCGAAACUUUGUUUCAAGUGUAAAAUAUAUGAAGGGGACGGUAAUAAAUAAUUAUUUUCUUGAAGGUUCUACCCUGUGUUUCGUUUUAAUUAGGUUGUUAGUUAUUCACAACUUUGUUGCGUUUUUUAUAUAUUAACUAAAGCAAUAGGACAGAUAAAUUAUUGUCCAAUAUUUUUUGGUUCACGUAACCAAUAUUGUUUAUUUUGCAAGCAAUUGAAUACGAGUUUUUUAGAAUAUAGAGUCAUUCACGGUCAAUCCAUCGCAACCAUCUGCCGCAGGCCGCGCCCACAAUGGGAUUGAUCAUGAACACUCAUCUGUAUAUUAAAUAUAAUAUAAUAUAAAUGUCUAAAAUAAAAAACCAUUCUGUAAAUAUGUUAAUACUUUUAGUUUCAAAGUUAUUUGUUAACAUAUAGUAAAGUUCACUUUACAAAUAAACUAGUAUAAAAUCUCAAUGACUGACGACAGGUAUUCAUACGUUAGCACUAUUUUAGUUUUAAAUGUGUAGUACUUAUCACAUGAAUGAUAUAAUAUAAGAAAUGAAGCAAAUAUUUUUACUACACUUAUGUAGGCACUUAGUUUGAAGUACAAAAACGUUUAUAUACUUGAACAAGGUUGUAUAAAGUAUUGAUUUAUGUGGACAAAAUGAUGAGGAAACGUUAAGAAAAUUUGUGUAUUAAAUUAGAUAAAGUUGUAGCAAAGAGCAAGUUAUUGUAUUGAAGUCAAACCUUGGAAGUUGGUUAAACGAUUGAAUCCUUGGUUCGUUUAAUUUUGUGUAAUUUAUUUGUUCUCAUUAAUAAAAAUGUACAUAGAAAUG